ACUGAAGUCAAGACGCGUCAGUUCACAGACGACCUCCGUUCCGUCGGAUGUGAGGAAAAUUUUUUGUCUGUAAAAUUAUCGGGUUCUCGUAUUGAGACUCGUAAUUUCGUGGUUUUUCGAGGAGUGAAUUUGUAAUCAUGAAAAGUGUAAGAAUGUGCGAAGUCGGCUAAAAUCAAUAAAAACAGGAAUAAGUCGAAGACAAUCUCGACGACGAGGAUGGCGUGCACGAAUAAUUGCCGUUUCUGAGCGUCGGCAUCGAAUAAGGAUCGAAGAAGGUCACGUCCGUGUGAGAAAGCGAGACAGAGUGAGCAGCAGGGAUGUCGCUGAAGCUUCGAACAAGAUCCGCCCAGCCGGCUUCAAGUGUUCAGCUUCGUCGCUCGAAAUUGACCAAGCUUUAAAACGAAUCUACGAAUAAAAAUAUAUUCCCUUAUAUAUAUAUAUAUAUAUAUUAUAUAUAAAAGAAAAACGGAUCGUUUGACGACACUACGAUUUAAUAAGAAAGAGAAGGGGAAAAACGGGAGAAAAAGAGGAGGAACGUGGAACUGCCUUUUUUUGUAGCAGAAUAGAAAACGUUAAGAGAUAUUUUGGUAAAGAGUAAACGUAAUUAGUGAAAAUAGUAGUCGGCUAGUUGCUGUCUGCGAAAGAGCCACGUUAAAUGAUCGCAUUUAGUGCACAAUUUCCGCUUUGCUCGCGUGCCCCGUGUACCGUGUACCACGUUCUCCGCUCGAAGAAAUCAUCGAGGAUUUUCAAGUAAGAAGCUGGAGAAUCGCGGACGUUCUCCGGUCCCAUUUUAUCCACGAGUAAGCGAGUCGCGGUCAAAGUGAAGUGUCUUGGUCUUAGUGAGAUGGCCUUCAUGAUGAAGAAGAAGAAGUACAAAUUCUCAGUGGAGGUGGACCUCGAGGAGCUCACCGCGGUGCCAUUUGUGAACGCAGUGCUGUUCGCCAAGCUCAGACUCCUCGACGGUGGAUCCUUCGUCGAUCAUUCGACCAGGGAGGAAGUACAAGAGCAUACAGUUAGAUGGAACGCUAAAUUUGAAUUUCUAUGCAAGAUGAGUGCCAAUGCGUCCACUGGUGUUCUUGACCCUUGCAUUUUAAGGAUAUCCGUGAGAAAGGAAUUGAAAGGAGGCAGGUCCUUCCAAAAGCUUGGCUUCACCGACCUGAACCUCGCCGAAUUUGCAGGAGCUGGACUCUGCAGAACGAGGUAUCUUCUAGAAGGAUACGACGCGAGACAUCGACAGGAUAAUUCCAUGUUACGCGUUGCCAUUAAAAUGAAUAUGCUCUCAGGAGAUAUUCUAUUUAAAGUACCGUCUCCAUCGUUGAAGCAAACACAGCUCGCAGUACCCGGUGUGCCAGGUGUUUCUGGUGUGACGACGGACGAAACUGUGUCUGAGAGGUGUACUAAUCGAGAAGACUUUGUAUCCAGUGGUUCCUUAGCUGGAAGCAUAGCUAGUGCCAGCAGUGGUUUCGGCAGUCUUCCUAAAAAAAGGCCUCCCCUCUUUUCCUCGGAACUUCUCAGUGGAACAGAAUCAUAUGAUCCAAUGACCCUGAGCGAGAUUGUACCAUCGGCUCUUCCAGUGGAAACUUUAGCUGAAGCGCACACAGAGUCGGGACAUUCUCGUAACAGUAGCAACACCAGUCAGUUAAGCAAAGGUUCCGGCUAUGGAUCUUUAAAUUCUCACAGUCAACACAGUAGGCAGAGCAGUAGUGGUGACAGUGGUCACAUUAGGUCACCCUCCUGGCCGGUAUGGGCUCCACGUAUUCCUAAUACCUCCCAAAAUUCUUCGACCCAACAACAGCCCGCAAAACCUGAGACUUCUCUCAAUAUCGAUUCCCCGACUUCGUCUUCCAUCCUGCGAAAUCCACGAAAUCGGUUCUGGUCUACGUCCAGCCCUGUUUCAUCGUGCGAAGAAAAAUCAGUGAGAAGUUCUUUGAGGUCUAGUAUAGCGGUUGUUCCACUAUCUAACGAUCAGAAUGAAACAAAUGAAAACGGAAUCGUUUCAAACGACACGUGUCGCGUUAACGAGGACGUCGAAAACGAGAUCGGCGUGUUCAAGAUACCUGCACGGCAAGACGUAACGCGAACGCGACAAUUGCGAAAGAAUUAUGAUAGACAUAGUUUUGAUUCGUCGAAUGAGCGUAACGUAGCGAAUUCGUCGAUGAAAAAUCGGAAUGGACAACAGAACAGCAUAGUCGCGCCGAUCGCGAAACCGAGAAUCGGUCACCCAAGUUGGAGAAAUAUUUCGAAAACCUGUGAUUGCAUCGAGAAAGGAAAUAUGAGCCCGGUUUUGCGAUUGGCCGACCAGGCCAGAGCCGUGUCCUCUCCCGAUCCUCUUCAUAGGCCCGAUAACCCCAGAGCCUCGCUACGUUCCGCGACGACCGCUCAGACCCUCAGAAAUCCCUCCAGUGGUUCGGGUCUCAGCGAAACAGGAUCUCUGGAUCGUGCAAAAGCCGCGCUGGAGCGCAGGAAAAAGGCCGAGGAUGGAACCGGAAAUUCGAUUUUGUGCAGAGUUGAAGUGACUAGGCCAAAUCCGGAUUCUUUGAUUGAUGAGCUGAUCAAAGCAACAAAUUUAGAGCAAACUGAUCUUGAGAGUUCUGAGACGACUGGACUUCAGCUGUUCAUUGCGAAAGACGGGACGACUGCACUCGGCAGUCACGAGAUCAAAAGUCAGAUGCCCGCGGGUGUGUUCAAGCAGGUGGUAAUGGAAGAGAAUAAUAGGUAACACGAAGCUAUCGGGACAAGAAGACAGUACGCAAGACAAGUCAGCGCCACGUUCUCGUUGGCCCUGGUGCCAGAGCUCGUCUACGAGGCCUACGAGCCCCGGUAGUUACGAGAUCAACGAUGCUGGACGAGGGAAUCGUCGAGAAGACGGUGAACACGGCGACGAAACACGAACGCCAUCUUUCAUCUCUCAAAAAAGAAAAAAAAAAAAGAAAAAAAA
This is a messenger RNA of Apis dorsata (giant honeybee), 2938 nucleotides long. Its product is annotated as protein FAM102B. The record is from RefSeq and is a predicted model, not a curated record. The transcript has 9 exons. The coding region runs from base 845 to 2719 and encodes 624 amino acids. Lineage: Eukaryota; Metazoa; Arthropoda; Insecta; Hymenoptera; Apidae.